CUCUUUUUUGGGUUGUGUCAUAAAACCAAAGCAAACACAAGAAAACCAAAUGAUCCCAACAUCUCUAAAUAAAUAAAUAAGCAUAUAAGAAAGAAAGAAAAAAGGGGAUGACUGCAGGCCGAUCUUCACCACUGUGCUGAAUGUCCGCAGGCACAAAUGAGAGCACUCGGAAUUACGAGUUGCCGAGGAGCUCGUGAAGGCGUCUCGUGCCUGCCUCCUGGUGUACCUCAGUGUGUCGGGUGUGUAUGUGUGUGCGCUGGGCUCGGAAGGGGAAGGGACGCAGCGAGCCGCCGACAUGAAGGACAGGUCGCUCGGUCCGCGGGUUUGAGCUCCACAUCGUGUCCGGGGCGCGAUGGACUUCGUGCUGAGCGGCGCGGCGGCGUGCGGCGCGUGUCUGUUCACCAACCCGCUGGAGGUCGUCAAGACCCGGAUGCAGCUGCAGGGCGAGCUGCAGAGCCGCGGCACCUACCGGGUCCACUACCGCAACGUGUUCCACGCCUUCUACACCAUCGGCAAGGUGGACGGGCUGGCCGGCCUGCAGAAGGGCCUGGCGGCCGGGCUGCUCUACCAGUUCUGCAUGAACGGAGUGCGACUCGGCUCGUACGCCGUCAUCGACUCGUCCGGUUACAUCCACACCAACGGGAGGGUCAACGCGCUGAAGACCACCCUGGCGGGGGCUGCGGCGGGAGUGGCGGGCGCCGUGAUGGGCAGCCCCAUCUACCUGGUCAAGACUCAUCUGCAGAGUCAGUCCACCUCCUCUAUCGCAGUCGGACAUCAAUACAAACACCAGGGGAUGACCCAAGCUCUGGCAGCCAUCUACAGGCAGCACGGCAUCCUGGGACUGUGGAGGGGCUCCAGCGCUGCCGUGCCGAGGGUCUGCGUGGGGUCCUCUGCUCAGCUCUCCACCUUCUCCUCCUCCAAGGAGCUCGUCAUUGACCUGCAGAUUUUCCCAAAGGGCAGCUGGUUGGUGGCCCUGAGUGCCGGCAUGAUCAGCAGUGUGGUGGUGGUGUUGGCCAUGACACCUUUCGACGUGGUGAGCACGCGGCUCUACAACCAGCCCGUGGACCCUCUGGGCAAGGGGCAGCUCUAUAAAGGAUUCGCCGACUGCUUCUCCAAGACGCUGAGGAAGGAGGGCUUGACGGGACUCUACAAAGGCCUGGGAGCCUCUUAUUUCCGUCUUGGUCCACAUACUAUUCUGUCCUUGUUCUUCUGGGAUGAGCUGCGCAAAAUGCACCAGCAGUUCAGAUAACACCGGGGGGCGAGGGAGACUGGGGAAUUGUUAACUCAUUACGUGCAUAGCUUUGAUGAGAUUUACUAUUAUGAGGUGAAAGAGAAAAAGCAGGAGGUGCUCUCCUUUCUUAAUUUGAAAGAGAAUGAGCGAAGGUCACGUUUUACACUCCAGAUAAGAAAACAAAUCAGUUUCAGUGAAACUGCUCCAGGGAGGAAGGUCAAAAGGUCAAAAAAUCAAGGGAACUGACAGACCUCAUAUACAGUAUACUGUACUGUACUCAACAUCAAACACCAUGGCUCUUUUAUAGCUCUCAAACACUUAUAUUAUGUCUUUCAUAACACAGUUUGCACCGGACAUGAAUGUACUGUAUACCUUCUGAGGAAAGCAUCACGUGGCUCACAGUGUGAGAAGACAAAUGAACAGAAGACGUCGCUAAUGUGAAAUGACUAGCGCAGAUUGUCCAGGUGGCUGCUGCUCACAAAGGGAAACAGACAUGUCAACAGAUGUGACGGAGUCUCACAUCAGCUGCCUUGUACUGACAGGAGGUGAUGGUGUCUUGAAGUUAAAACACAAAUUGUUUUCUGUUUUAAGCAGCAAUUGGUCUUUUUUUGUGGGGGCCAAAUACUGAUUGUUGUGGAAUUUUUGUCUAUCCUACCCUGAGAAACUCUUAAGAUGAGUCUUCUCAGGCAACAAAGCAAGGUCAUCUUAUCCAUGGCAAGCCGAAACAAUCAUUGAGCAGCUGAAAUCUCACUCGAGGUGUCAUAGUUGCGGAGAGAUGACGAAAUUACUCAAAGCUAAAUACAAUGUCUUGGGACGACAAACACUGCAUAUGUUGAUCUGUGUAGCAGCCGGAAUACCUCCUCAAUAUUGAGCUCUUAUACUCGCGUACUGUAUGGUAAAACGUUUCGACAGUGGUCCGAAGACUUGAGCAGAAUCAGUGAAUGUUACAUGCAGCAGCUUGGAAAUAUGUCAUCAGUGUAUGACAAAAAAUGCAUUUCCUAUAAGGUAAUGGACGUGAAGAGCUAAUAAAUCAUCAGGCUUUUUAGUGACGGA
Scophthalmus maximus (turbot) is the source of this 2284-nucleotide messenger RNA. It is a transcript of the gene slc25a35, whose product is annotated as solute carrier family 25 member 35. The coding region runs from base 353 to 1249 and encodes 298 amino acids. The record is from RefSeq and is a predicted model, not a curated record. The transcript has 5 exons. NCBI's taxonomy places the organism in Eukaryota, Metazoa, Chordata, Actinopteri, Pleuronectiformes, Scophthalmidae.